Messenger RNA from Etheostoma cragini (Arkansas darter), 4148 nucleotides. It is a transcript of the gene dennd3a, whose product is annotated as DENN/MADD domain containing 3a. The record is from RefSeq and is a predicted model, not a curated record. NCBI's taxonomy places the organism in Eukaryota, Metazoa, Chordata, Actinopteri, Perciformes, Percidae. Gene Ontology annotation, biological process: regulation of Rab protein signal transduction. Gene Ontology annotation, molecular function: protein binding. Gene Ontology annotation, cellular component: cytoplasmic vesicle. Bases 155 to 3958 code for a protein of 1267 amino acids. The transcript is spliced from 30 exons.
GCACAGCGGUGCUGAAGCGUUAAGUUGUAUUCACAGUCCAUGGUUCAGGCUUGAUAACAGAUGUGUGACUGGGGCUAACUUUAGCUAGCUAACGUCUCGUCAGUGUGACUUCACCUUCUGUCCAGUGGAAAUGAUCGAGUAAUUUAAGUGUGUGAUGGCAGAGCUCCCGUCUGGACUGCUGGAGGCCUGUGUCGUGGUUGGAGCGCCCAGUGAUAAGCUUCGAGACAUAUACCAGCUUCAACAGCAGAGUAAGAUAAACGAAAUCCCUCUGCUGGAAGCUGAGGUACUGCAGGUCCAUGCCCCGCCAUUUGUUUCCAAGGAAACCAACUCCAGCCAGUUGAUUGGACCAGCUUUCAGUCGAGUCCAAAGGAGGAAGAGCUUCAUCAAAAAGAAGAGGCGAGAUCGUGCUGCAGAGGUAUUGCCUAAUGGAGAAACAACCAAUCGUACUGAAGCGUCCUCAGCGACAGAGGACAUCAGUGUUCCAAAGGAUCUGGAUCUCAUCGCCUUGCCACAGCUCUGUUUUCCUGGUGGUCUUCAGUUAGCCAAUGAGCAGAGAGAAGACAGUUAUCACUUCCUUGUGUUUACCGACCUUUUUGGGAACCGAACACAUGGAGUUGUGGUGCAGUACUACAGAGCUGUACAGUCCUGUCAGGAAGGUGCUGUCCAGAAUGGCCACAGGUGGAAUUCAUCAAAGUCCCGCCUCUAUACACCUUUUGCUAUAUGCGUCAUCUCUAAGUUCCCCUACUACAAUGCUCUGAAAGACUGCCUGUCAUGUCUUUUGGUCCAGUUGCGGCCUGCAAGACAAGCUGACUUUGAGGAGACCAUAAAGGAAUUUUCAGCCAAGCUGUCCCUGGUCCCUUUACCACCUCCUGGACAGCUACAUGUGUCCUUCAACCUCCGUCCCCUCAACGUGGUUCUCCCAUCAAGGGAGGAUCAGAACAGCCCUGUUAUCGACAUUGACCUACACCUUCCUUUCCUUUGUUUCACGCAUACAACACUGCUCCAGGUGCUGUCCUGUCUCCUUCAAGAACAGAGGCUUGUAUUAUUCUCGGCUGACUGGGCCAAACUCACUUUGGUUGCAGAGAGUUUGCUGUUGUACCUGCAGCCUCUUUCCUGGCAGCAGCCCUAUGUUCCUGUCUUGGCAAGAGGAAUGCUGGACUUCCUCAUGGCUCCUACAGCCUUCCUGAUGGGCUGUCACAUCAGUCAUUUUGAUGAGGUUGCUGCAGAGACAGAGGAACUUAUUCUUGUGAAUGUUGAUGAGGGUUUCAUUCAGUCGUCGUGGUCUGAAACCAUUGACCUACCAGCUAUCCCUCUGGCUGCAGCUGAGAGCUUUAUGUCAAGGGCAGAGUGUCUCCAGCUUCACUAUGACUUGGAACUGUGCCACCUUGGAGCGGGCACUGAUGCUAAUGCCCUGCGAUGCCAGCGCAGAGAAUGGCAGACGCAACGCAACGCACAGAUACAAAACAUCGCUCUGGAACUAGUGGUCAACAUCUUCAGAGGCGUCCAGGACUUUCUAAACCAUGAACACAGAGUAUUUAACAGUGAGGAGUUUCUGAGGACCAGGGAGCCAGCAGACCAGUCCUUUUACAAGAAGGUUUUAGAAACUCAUAUAUUCCACUCAUUCCUGCGAGACAGGCUGAACAGGAAACGGGACACCUUUAGCCACAUGGAGCAAAACACACGUAACCAUGCACACAGGAAUCGUGCAAUGACAGAGUCUCCUCGGCGUCCUCUCAUGUCUGAUCUGUCCAGGACUGGCCACAGCAGCUACGCCAGCCCUAAUGACAGACUGAGCAAACGGCUCGGAGCCAGUCUGCCUAACCUGGAUCAACCUGCCAAUGACUCUGUGACUACCAUCAGCUGCAACAGACCAGCCUCCCUCAGGAAGAUUACUUCUGACGUUGGGUUGAAGUUUCCUCGGAAAGCGGCGAAGGUUUUCCGCCUCCCAGAGUUCCCUCCUCCAUUGGCCUAUCAGUACGUCCAGAACUACUAUUCUGAGAUGGUUUCUUCCCUGGGGAAGGCUAUUAACGCUACAUCCCCUAACGAGUCUGCUCUGCUGGCCAGGUUCCACUACCUGCGAGGUUUGGUAAACACUGUGUCCAACAGGCGUCUGGAUGCACUGGAGGAUUUCCAGAGUCUCUAUAAGACUGACUCAGAUAUCUUCCCUUCUCAGAUGGUUAAGUCCCUGGUUGACUCUCUGCCAGAAGGUGAACGGUUACAGGCGGACAGACGGCCAGAACUGAAACGACUCAUCAGUCAGGUCAAGAGGGACCAGGAGCGGGAACGAGCUCGCAAUGGCAACUGGCACGAAGAAGAUGCUGUCAAGCGUUUCCAGCUGCCGAAAAAAUACAUGCAGCUGGGGGAGUUUGUGAAAUGUGUCCAGGAGUCUGGCAUCGUAAAAGACCAAGGAACCAUACAUAGACUCUUUGAAGCUCUAACUGUGGGUCAUCAGAAACAGGUUGGUCCAGAGCUGUUCAGAGUCUUCUACACCAUCUGGAAAGAGACUGAGGCUGAGGCACAGGAGGUGUGCUUGCCGGCGUCCGUCUUGGAGCACAUUGAGCCCAGCGAGUGUGUCUUCAAGCUGUCCUCCUCUGUCAAGACGAGCCGCGGUGUGGGGAAGAUCGCCAUGACCCAGCGACGGCUCUUUCUGCUGACCGAUGGACGACCGGGAUACGUGGAGGUGGCACAGUACCGAGAUUUGGAGGAAGUGAAAGUUUCCUCAGCUCCUUUCCUGCUCCUGCGAAUCCCCAGCCUGAAGCUGCGUGUUCAGGGCAGGAAAGAGACAUUUGAGGCCAAUUUAAAAACAGAGACUGAGCUAUGGAACCUGAUGGUCAAAGAGAUGUGGGCCGGGCGCAACAUGGCUGAUCAACACAAGGACCCCCAGUACAUGCAGCAGGCUCUGACCAACGCCUUGUUAAUGGACGCAGUAGUGGGCAGCCUUCAGAGCAAUAAGGCCAUCUUCGCUGCUUCAAAGCUGGCUCACUUUGACCGCAUCAAGAUGGAAGUGCCGAUGAUGGUUCCCAAAACAACUGCAGAGACGCUGAAGCACAAAAUUAACCCCUCGGUGGAGCUCGCUGCACCUCAGGCUGUAGAUGUACUUCUAUACACACCAGGUCAGUUAUGGGUGUCUGUGAGCAUGGGGAAGGUGAUGGUGUUUGAUGCCUCCAGCUGGUCCCUCACACACACCUGCCACGUUGGGAAUGCAAGACUGAACUGCAUGCUGGGAGUUGAUAAGGACCAGAUCUGGAUGGGCUCCGAAGAUUCGGUUAUCUACAUCAUCAGCGUGGUGGCCAUGGUCUGUAACAGACAGCUGACUGAACACAGGGCAGAGGUCACUGGACUGGCACUUAACACAGACAAAUACAGUCAGAAGGUGGCAUACUCCUGCAGUGCAGAGGGAAGCGUCAUGGUGUGGGACGUCGCGACACUACAGGUGAAGAGGCAGAUUUCCCUCUCUUGUGACCGUCUACAGUCCGUCUUCAACUGUAACGGGACGCUGUGGUGCUGCUCCAGGGACAAUAUAAUGGAGGUUUGGAGAAACGGUUCCACAAAAUAUUGUCUGAAUGUACCAGAGCAGCAAAGAGGCUCCACAGCUACAUUCAGCUCUAUACUGCUGUUACCUGAGAAGGAGGAGCUGUGGAGUGUUUGUGUGGAUUCAGGAGAAGUGUGUAUUUGGCACAUUAAGGACACUACCAAACCUUAUCACCGUGUGGCUCUACAGGACUGCAGCGGAUGUUCCUGCUUGAUCAAAGUUAAAAAUCAGGUUUGGGUCGGCGGUGUUGGCCGCAGCUCUACCAAAGGAAAGAUUUAUAUCCUGGACACAGAGCGCCAUCAGAUCCUGAAGGAGCUUCACGGUCACAGCGACAAGGUGACGGCGCUCUGCUCAGCGGAGGAUCGGUACGUCCUCAGCGGAGCUGGCAAACACGACGGAAAGGUUGCUAUCUGGAAGGUGGAAUAAAGCGUUUGAUUGUCCGGAAAUAGACUAAUUAUAAAGUUGGAGGAAAAGUUCUUAAGGGGGAAAAACACCUAAUGUUUCAAAUAAUUUCAAUUAAUUAUUUUCAUGGCCUCGGAAAGUACAGUCAAUAUUUGUGAACAUGAUCUACUCUCUUAAGGCCAGAAACCAUAGAUCAAGGACUACAUUUGUGAUU